UGUAGUGCAUGUUUCUAGACCAACAGAGGUUGAGGACAAAAGGAAGGAUCUUCCAAUAGUCAUGAUGGAGCAGGAGAUAAUGGAAGCCAUUAAUGAGAAUACUUGUGUAAUUAUAUGUGGUGAGACUGGUUGUGGCAAGACUACCCAAGUUCCCCAGUUUCUUUAUGAAGCUGGAUUUGGAUCCCAAAGUGAUGAUGGUAGAGGGGGCAUUAUUGGUGUUACCCAGCCCCGCCGUGUUGCUGUACUUGCAACUGCCAAACGAGUGGCAUUUGAGCUUGGCUUCCAUAUAGGAAAAGAGGUUGGCUUUCAAGUUCGGCAUGAUAGGAAGGUGGGGGAUAAUUGCUCAAUCAAGUUCAUGACAGAUGGAAUUUUGCUUCGAGAAGUGCAGAAUGAUUUUCUGUUAAGACGUUACUCAGUCAUAAUCUUGGAUGAAGCUCAUGAGAGGAGCUUGAACACAGAUAUACUUGUUGGAAUGCUUUCUCGUGUAAUAAGAGAGCGCCAGAGGGAAUAUGCAGAGCAGCAUAAGAAAGUUAUGUCAGGAGGUAUAGUAAGCUGCAAAGAAAAGAUAUAUCCUCUGAAACUUGUGCUGAUGAGUGCUACAUUGCGGGUUGAGGACUUUGUGUCUGGGGGAAGAAUUUUUCAUGAUCCUCCACCUGUAAUAGAAGUCCCAACGCGACAAUACCCAGUUACUACACACUUCUCUAAGAGAACUGAGAUUGUAGAUUAUGUUGGCCAAGCUUAUAAAAAAGUAUUGUCUAUCCACAAAAGGCUGCCUGCUGGUGGCAUACUUGUUUUUGUAACUGGACAGAGGGAGGUUGAGUUCUUGUGCCAGAAGCUACGUAAAGCUUCUAAGGAAAUAGUUGAGAAAAAUUGUAAGGAAAAAAAUGAGGCACUUUCAAUGUCUGCAUUAAAACCCACCGAAGAAAAAGAUAUGCAGGAGAUAAAUGAGGCAUUUGAGGUAAAUGAGAAUUCUAGUCAUGAAAUAACGGAUCGUUUUAAUUCCUAUGAUGAGGAGCAUGGGGAUACCUAUGAGGAUGAAUCAGAUAUGUCCUAUGAUUCGGAGGAUGAUAGUGAUCUGGAAGUCAGUUUUGAUGGGGAGGAUCUGUUAAACCAGCAUUCCUCGGACUCUGAUGGGAAAUUUGCAGUUCCCUUGGGAGAAGAUGGAAACCUUACUUCAUUGAAGGCUGCUUUUGAAGCUUUGGCUGGGAAAAAAGCCUUUGCGUCUGGGUCUACUGGAAGAGAAGUUGCUCCUGUCACUGCUGAGGGUGAAUCAAAUGCCUCUAGUUCCCAAUUGAGCAACAGCAUGGUUGCUCCCAGUAUUCAUCGUGCUGGUCCUAUGUGUGUUCUACCCCUCUAUGCCAUGCUUCCUGCAUCUGCUCAGCUUCGUGUAUUUGAAGAAGUCAAGGAGGGAGAGCGCCUUAUUGUUGUUGCUACCAAUGUGGCUGAGACCUCUUUGACAAUUCCAGGUAUAAAAUAUGUGGUUGACACAGGUAGAGAAAAAGUAAAAAGGUACAACUCCUCCAAUGGGAUGGAAUCAUAUGAAGUCCAGUGGAUAAGUAAGGCUUCAGCUGCCCAACGUGCAGGGAGAGCAGGAAGAACUGGACCUGGUCAUUGCUAUCGCCUUUAUUCAUCAGCAGUCUUUAAUGACAUAUUCUCUCCCUUCUCAGAUGCUGAAAUAUUGAAAGUGCCCGUGGAUGGUGUUGUGCUCCUUAUGAAAUCCAUGCAUAUUGGCAAGGUUGCAAAUUUCCCUUUCCCAACACCUCCUGAGCCAACUGCCUUAGUUGAAGCAGAGCGAUGCUUAAAAGUUCUUGAAGCACUUGAUGUCAAAGGAAGGUUGACGCCUCUUGGGAAGGUCAUUCCUUCUCAUCACUUCUCUCACAUUUUGCUUCAAGCCAUCUGGAUCAGACUGUGUUUGUUCGAACUCCAUAACAAAAGGAUUUGA
This is a messenger RNA of Ipomoea triloba (trilobed morning glory), 1942 nucleotides long. RefSeq names its product ATP-dependent RNA helicase DEAH13-like. The record is from RefSeq and is a predicted model, not a curated record. Bases 62 to 1942 code for a protein of 626 amino acids. The transcript is spliced from 5 exons. Gene Ontology annotation, molecular function: RNA binding; ATP hydrolysis activity; ATP binding. NCBI's taxonomy places the organism in Eukaryota, Viridiplantae, Streptophyta, Magnoliopsida, Solanales, Convolvulaceae. Gene Ontology annotation, biological process: maturation of SSU-rRNA from tricistronic rRNA transcript (SSU-rRNA, 5.8S rRNA, LSU-rRNA). Gene Ontology annotation, cellular component: intracellular anatomical structure; nucleolus.